AUGGGUUCCUACGCCAGCGCACCCCCAAUGCAUCCCGGUACCACGCUGGAAGGCCGUGUCGCCCUCAUCACCGGCGCCGGUCGCGGUCUGGGAGCCGGUCUGGCCCUCGAGCUCGCCUCCCGCGGUGCCUCCGUCGUGCUCAACUAUGCUCGAUCCGCCAAGGCCGCCCAGGGCGUCGUCGCCGAGAUCGAGUCCCAAGGCGGCAGCGCCGUUGCCAUCCAAGCCGACAUCAGCAAAGUCAGUGAGGUGACCAAGCUGUUCGACGCCGCCAUUGCGCACUUUGGGCGACUGGACAUCGUCAUCAACAACGCCGGCAUGGAGAGCUUCGCCAAUGAGGAAGACGUCACGGAGGAGAUGUUCGAUGAGGUUUUUGGCUUGAAUACUCGGGCGCAAUUUUUCGUUGCGCAGCACGGCUUGAAACACCUCUCUCGUAUGCUCCUAGCUUCUUCAACCAUCAUCACCCCACCUAUAUUCCUAAAAAGGCCCUCCUCUCCUCCCCCUACUAACCAAAAUCCAGGAGGCGGCCGCAUCAUCUUCAUGUCCUCCGUCGCCGCCACCAUGUCCGGCGUCGCAAACCACGCAUUAUACGCCGGUUCCAAAGCCGCCGUCGAAGGCUUCACGCGCUCCUUCUCCGCCGAUGCAGGCCCCAAGGGCAUCACCGUCAACGCCAUCGCCCCCGGCGGCAUCAAGACCGACAUGUUCAGCGCCAACGCUUGGCAUUACUCCCCCGGAGCGGAUCCCAGCACCAGUAUGGAGCAGAUCGAGAAGGGGAUCGCGAGCCUGUGUCCCCUGGGAAGGUGUGCUGUCCCUGCCGAUGUGGCGAGGGUGGUGGCAUUUUUGGGCAGCGCGGAUAGCGAGUGGAUCAAUGGUGAGUCCUUCCCGGCCUUGUUCAGUUGA
Molecule: messenger RNA, 897 nt
Organism: Endocarpon pusillum Z07020
Lineage: Eukaryota; Fungi; Ascomycota; Eurotiomycetes; Verrucariales; Verrucariaceae
Exons: 1
Coding region: 1-897 (298 amino acids)
Molecular function (GO): oxidoreductase activity
Source: RefSeq, a predicted model, not a curated record